Molecule: messenger RNA, 1336 nt
Organism: Aegilops tauschii subsp. strangulata
Lineage: Eukaryota; Viridiplantae; Streptophyta; Magnoliopsida; Poales; Poaceae
Source: RefSeq, a predicted model, not a curated record
CAUGCUCAUUCGUCGGGUCCUUCCGUGCCAACGCCGGACUUGCCAUCUGUGGGAGUAUGAUCCGGCCAAGCACCAGCCACUUCAAGAGCUCUUCGGCAUGACGCACGAAGACAUCUGGAGAGUGCUUUUUAAGGCCGGCGAGAUGCCGCCGCCUAUGACCGAGGAUCGCGGGCUUAGCUUAAAGCGCCAGGCUAAUUCGGCCUGGAUCAAGGUGGCUGAGGAGAUUAACUGUCCGGCUCCGUUGCCCGAAGACCAAGGAUUUCCAUUACUGGAGAAGAUGUUGUUCCCUGCACCUUAUGAGGUGCCGGAGAAGGCGGCUAAGAAGGUGGCCAAAGGGGUCAAGAAGGGCCCUCGCCGUAAAAGCACUCCGGACGUGAUGUCCGGAAGAGAGACUUCCUCUUCGUCCGCUGACGACGACAACGGAGAGGAAGAAGAAAACGACUCCCCACCCGAUGUGGGGAGGAAGAAGAGAGCGGCCCCCACAAGUCCGGGGGUGAAAACGCCCAAGAGGGUUAGAGGCUCCCUCGUGGAUAACUCCGUGUGGGAUGUCGAUAGCAGUCCGGAGAGACCUCGUCGGACCAAGCCUCAGGCCGCCUCGUAAGUACCAGAAUCCGAAAACGUCUGGCCUUUCUGGUCUGUGAUAUUGAUAUACCUUAAACCAUGUUAUUACAGUCCGGCACGCGAUGGCUCCCCGCGAUCCUCGACAGAGGAAACGCUAGACUCAAAGGAGAUGGCUAGCAUGGCUCCGCCACCUGCUCAUUCCGUCUCUCCCAAGGGUGACGAUGAGGCGGUGUCGCAAAAGACCUUCCCCGACUAGGGGGAGCUUUCGGAUAUCAUCGGGGUGGCGCCCCAGGACGAUUCUUCAGUCGCCGGACACAUGGGGAAAAGUCCCCACGGGGACUGGUGACGGGGCCCGAGUUCCCUUCGAACCUCAGCCGGAUACCAUUCCGGAGAUCCACACGGCUCCGGGGUCCAGCGAACGGCAUUCUCCACAAGGAGGGAACGUGCCUGUUCCACCGGUGACCUCUGUCCAACCAGAGGCACCGGAUAAUCUGUUGGAGGCGCUACGAGGCGCCUCUAUCGUAGAUGAACAUCGUGUCCUUAUGGACACGGUAAUAGAAAAGGUUCAGUUUGUCAAAAGCGGACUGACCGAAGCCUGCAAUAGCCUUCUAACGGGCUUUGAGGUAAGUAAUGUGAUUGUAGGAAAAAUAUCACAGUAUAGACAAUAGCCCCUGAUGCUCUGUUUGGUGUUCGGGAGGAAAAGCCGAACAGAGGAUCAAGAAUAAAUAUCGCAGGAGUCUAACAUGAGUUGUCUAUGUGAACAAGUAGGUAUCGU